Molecule: messenger RNA, 2984 nt
Organism: Homo sapiens (human)
Lineage: Eukaryota; Metazoa; Chordata; Mammalia; Primates; Hominidae
Exons: 3
Coding region: 59-1342 (427 amino acids)
Source: RefSeq, a predicted model, not a curated record
GGCUGAGACUAUAGGUGCUUGCCACUAUGCCCAACUAAUAUUUGGAAUUUUCCUAUACAUGGAUUCCAGAGGGGUGACAGCAAAACGUGGGACCAUCCAGUUGCAGGAAAACAAGCUUAACACGCCCACUGAUUCUACAUUAUGCCUCUCCAGGCCCAGAACUUUCUCCAGUCAGCCUCCGCAGACCAAGCUCAUGACUCACAAUGGCCUAUUUAGGCCCAUACCCUACCUCACGGCAGUCUCCGCAGAUGAGGCUACUGCCUCACAACAGCCUCCACAGGCACAGCUCCACCGUUACAAUGGCCUCUUUAGACCCAGCUCCUGCCUCCCAGCCUUCUCUCCAGGCCCUGAACUUCCUCAAGUCGACCUCACCAGGCCCAGCUCAUGCUUCUUGGCAGCCUCUCCAGGCCCAGCUCCUGCAUCUUGGCAGCCUCUCCAGGCCCAGCCUCUGCCUCCCGUCAGCCUCUACAGUCCCAACAUCUGCCUCACAGCAGAUUCUUCAGGCCCAGCAUCUGCCUCACUGUGGACCACCCAAGCCAAGCUCCCAACCUUUCAGCAGCUUCUACACACCCAGCUCCUGCCACCCAGUGGCCUCUUUAGGCCAAGCUCAUGCCUCACAAGGGCCUUUCCAGGCCCAACUUUUGUCUCAUGGCAACCUUCCCUGGCCAGAUUCCUGCCUGUCUCCCAGCAGCCUAGACAGGCCCAGGUCUUGCCUCACACUGGCCUGUCUACAUCCAGCUCUUGCCUCACGGUGGCCUCUCCAGGCCCAGCUCCUGUCCCAGGACGUCAUCUCCAGGCCCAAAACUUCCUCAAGUCAGCCUCUCUAGUCCCAACUGCUGCCUCCUGGUGGCCUAUGAAGGCCCAAAAUCUCCUCAAGUUGACCUCUCCAGGCCCAGCUCCUGCCUCCUGUCAGCAUCUACAGGCCCAACCUCUGCCUCAUGGGGGCUUCUCCAGGCCCAGCUCUUCCUCUGGGCUGAGUCUACAGGCACAACUGCUGCUUCACAACAGCCUUUUUUGGCCCAGUUCCUGUCCAGCUCACAGCGGCCAAUGUAGGCCCAAAACUUCCUCAAGUCAAACUCCCCAGGCCCGCCUUCUGCUUCCCGGUGGCAUGAACAGGCCCAGCUUUGACUUGAGAACAGCCUCUGCAGGCCGUGCUCUUGCCUCCCAGGGGCUUCUCCAGGCCCAGCUCUUGCCUCAUGGCGGCUGCCCCAGGCCAAGUUUCUGCCUGCCUGCCAGCAGCCUCAACAGGCACAGCUCCUCCCUCACAGUGGCCCAUUUAGGCCCAACUCAUGACUGUCGGGCCAUUUCCAGGCCUAGUGCCUGCCUCCUGGCUGACUCUUGAAGCCCAAAACUUCCUCAAAUCAGCCUUUUGCCCAACUUCUGUCUACUGUCGGACUCUACAGGCCAGCCUCUGCCUCACAGUGGACCCUCCAGACCCAGAUGGUGUCUCACUGUGGCAUCCUCAGGCGAAGCUCCUGCCUUUUGGCAGCCUCUACGGGCCCAGCUCCUGCCUUGCAAUGGCCUCUUUAGGCCAAGCUCAUGCCCCACGGUGACUUUUCCAGGCACAGCUUUUGCCUUUUGCAGCCUGUCCAGGCCCAGAAUGUCCUUAACUCGGCAUCUCCAGGACGAGCUCAUCCUCCCAGUGCGUCUACAGGCCCGUCUCCUGCCUCACAACAACCUCCUUUGGCCCAACUCCUGCUGAGCUGCUUGGCAGCCUCUGUAGGCCACAGAGUUCUUAAAGUAAAGCUUUCCAGGCCCACCUUCGGCCUCCCAGCAGCCUCAGCAAUCAAACUAUUCCCUUACUGCGGCCACCGAAAGCCAAGUUUCUCCCUGCCUCACGGCAUCCUCCGAAAACUGAGCAUUUGCCUCACGGUGGCCUCCCCAGGCCACGAAUCUGCCUGCCUCCCAGGCAGCUGCUGUCUCACAAUGGUCUCUUUAGGCCCAGCUCAUGCUAAAAGACAGACUCUCCAGGCACAGCUCUUGCCUCCUGGCAGCCUCUGCAGGCCCAAAUUCUCCAAAAGUUGGCCUCUCCUAACUCAGCUUCUGCCUCAUGUCGGCCUACACAGGCCCAGACUCUUACCACACAGUAGACCCUCCAGGCCCACCACUUGCCUGAGCAUAGCCUCCUAAGGCCAAGCUCCUGCCUUUUGGCAGCUUCUACAGGCCCAGCUUCUGCCUCGCAAUUGCCUUUGUAGGCCAAGAUCAUGCCGCGAAGUGGCCUUUCCUAGCCUAACUUUUGCUUUUUGACGCAUACUCCUGUCCCAAAACUUCCUCCAGUCAGCCGGUCCAGGCCAAGCUCUUCCUCCCAAAGGCUUCUGCAGGCCAAAAUCGUCCUGAAGUCACCCUCUGCAGGCCCAGCUCCUGCCUCCAAGUGCUGUGUAGGCCAAGCUAAUGCCUCACAGCACACUUUCCAGGCUGAGCGUUUCCUUUUGUGCAUCCUCUCCAAGCCCUGAACUUACUCCAGUUGGCCUCUCCAGACCAAGCUCUCCCUCCCAGUGGCCUCUACAGGCCAAAACUGUCCUCAAGUCAGCCUCUCCAGGGCCAACUCCUAGCUACCGGUGGCUUCUGUAGGCCAAAAUCGACCUCAAGUCAGCCUCUUCACACCCAGCUCUUGUCUCUAAGUGGCCUUUCCAGGAGCAAAACUUCCUCAAGUCGGCCUCUCCAGGCCCAGCCUCCUGCUUCCCGAGGGCAUGUACAGGCCCAGCCUCUGCCUCACAGCAGACUCUCCACGCCCAGCUCUUCCCUGUCUGCUGCCUCUCCAGUCCAAAGCUGCUCCUGCCUUUCGGCAACUUGUACAGGCCCAACUCCUCCCUCACGGUGGCCUCUUUUCGCCCAACUCAUGCCUCUUGCAACCUGCCCAAGUGUCAGCUCCUGCCUCACACUGGCCUGUUGAGGCCCAGCUCAUGCCUCUCGUGGCCUCAACGGGCCCAGCCCCUGCCUGUCGGCGGCCUCUACAGGCCCGGCCUCUACCUCACAGUGGGCUC